AUGUCUGCUCCCAUCUUGAAUCGAUUUUUCUUUCCAAUUUAUGCGCUCUUGACUAUGGCACAGUAUUCCAUCAUUUACGAAAUUCUUGUUCAGAAACAAUCAGAGUCUUCCGAAAAGAAAAAGAAAUAUCAAAAGAUACAACUUUUGCAAAGAUCCAUAUUAAUUUUCAUAUCUUCAUUUUUUCAUCCCUCUUUCAUCAUCAAGCCCCGUGCUUCUUGUUCGUUUCUGUCGCACUCGCAACCUCACCCUAGCUAUACCCAGAUCCCAUUCCGGUCCCGCGCCCAAUUUACCACUUCCCCAUACAAUCUUUGUUCAGCCUCUAAGCAAUUGCCCACGAUGGCAGACUUUCCCACCACGAUCUUGACUUCCAAGUCACCUGAGGAUGUUGCCAACUUCCUUCCCAAGUCUUUGCAGCUGAGCCAGACACUCAUUGAACAGAAUUUGGUGGCUUGGUUUUCCAAUUACCUGAACAUGAUCAUGCGCUAUAACCACGACCUAAACACAUUGGUGGCGAACGGGAGACAUUUUUUCACUUCUUCUGAAGGCGAAUUUGGUGCCAUUGACAAGAUUUGGAAUUGUGUGGCUCUGUGUGUGAUGUCACAGAUCCACGUCAACGACCUGCUUCUCAGAACAAUCAGAAACGAUAUUAUUGGGCCUUUCAACGCCGCGUUCAAAGAGGAUUUCAAGUACUCGGAACUUUUGAUCAAUUCGCAGGAAUUGUUGCAGAUGCUGGGUAGCAUGGACGAUGCCGAAGGUGCUUACAACUGGAACGUUAAAGCGCCAGCCAUUCUUCUGAACUUCGAGAAUUAUAAGCGUUUUGAGAAAGAUUUGCUCUUCAACGCAUUUAUUGCGUAUUUGAAUGUGGUCAACUCCAAGAACGCAAGCCUUCUCUCUAAGAACGAAAAUGCUGUGAACUUCAUCUUAAAGGAGUUUAAUAUUGACAAGGAGAUGGAGAAUUACACUGAUUUCAUGGUAAAAACCAAAGUAGAAGCUCCUCCAAAACCCGCUCCUAUCGUUAAGGAGACACAUGCCCCUCAGAAGAGUAAGACAGCUUCCUCUGCCGCUUCCACAACUUCUGGUGCAUCAUCUUCAAACAAAGAACGUCGUAAAUCCAAAUUGAUGCUGAAAUUCGGCUCUAUCAUGGGCCGCAAAAAGAAGAGUGGCGUAUCUCACUCAGAAGCUAUUCCAGAAGACCGAUCCGUUGCUUCUACACAUUCAAGACAAAACUCUCACGUUAGUAAAGCGGAGACCAGAAAUUCUUUGUACCAACCACCUGCACCAGUAAGCAAGUACGGUCGCAGAGACAGCGCUGCUGCUAGCUUUUCAGGCGCAAAACCUUCUUCAGUGUCAAUACCUCCUGCUGCUCAUGCCGGUUCUUCUACCACUCCUGCCGCUACCACUGCUCCAGUGCCUGCUGGCCUUGCAGCUCCAGAUGAAAAUACCUUCACGGAAGCAUCUGCAGCUCAAGGGGUCUCUUCUUCUCCUCCUCCUCCUCCAGCUGUUGCUCAACAUGUUGACCGCACUCCCACGUCUAUCAACUCGAAGCCCAUGGUGCCAAGUAAGGGCACUGAGAAAUCUUUACUGACUUCAACUGCCCCAAUUACCGAUGAAAUUGUGUCAAGCAAUGUUGCGUAUGCCGAAGAUGAGCCAAAUAUUGAAAAGUACACAUCCUCAGAUGAUGAAAGUGACGGGCCAACUGAUACAAAUGGACACCGCUUGUCGCUUCUCAAAGCAAAUGAUUUGGGAAACACCCCCAAGAUCAAUCCAGAAGAGGUUCCAAGAGCGGCCUCAGCUGGGAAAUACAGCUUUGAGUAUGGCGAUGAAGAGAAAUCAAUUUCUACUCCCACCCAAACUCCUAGAAUGACAAACACUGACUUCGAAAGUGCUACUGAGGCUCUGCUUCCGGUUUAUGACGAUAGUACAGCAAAGGCUGUUGCACCGGAGAAGACCGACCAUAUCCGCCCUCCUCCACCUCCUCCACCUUCAAGAAAGAAGCAUCCUACGACGCAAGAGGAAAGAAAAGAGACACCUUUACCUACAAGCAAUAACUUUGUCCCGGCACAUGAUGGAAUGUCUUUGAGAAGUCAAAUGACAGGAAGCUCUUUGCUCAAGCAGGACUACUUCAAACAUUUUGAUGCUGCUGAUGACAUUUCGCGCCCUGGAUUGAAUACUUCCAUUGCCGAAAUUGUCAAUGUAACAAUAACCAGAGGUCUCGUUAGCAAAUGUCAAGUUUUGGGAGAAGUUGCUUUCAACUACAAUUCCAGUGAAGCACUGGACUACGUUGCCGUAAAAAUUCCCUCAAAGUUUAACAGGUUUUUGCUCAAUGAACAAUUGAUGCACGAGACAAGUAAGGGCGUUUACGCUUUGAAUGUCAAUCCAAUCUUGGGCAAGACUCUUGGUGGUAUUAAGUAUCUGCUUGAUAUAGAUCCGCAGGAAGUGCCAAUUUUGAUCAAACAGAUCUGGAAAACUGAAGAGACUCAAGCAAGUCUCAUAGUCAAAAUCAUCAUCAACCCAGCUUACAGCUCCCAAAUCAAACUUGAGAAUUUCGUGGUAUCUGCUUCUUUGGAUACUUCUGUAUCAUCGACCUCGGCUUCUUCAAAGCCGGAAGGUUCUUUUAACAAGGAUGCAAACAGAAUUACUUGGCGCUACUCUAAACCAUUGAUUCUCUCAGCAUCAAAUCCGGAGGAGAAAUUGAUUGCGCGUAUCAUGACAAAUGGCCAAGCGCGAGAGUCAGCUGCUGGUGUUCGGUUGAAAUUUAGCGUCAGCCUGCCAGAGAAGUCAUUUGCAAAAAUCUUGGAUAUGGAUGACAAAAUGCUUCCAAGUGUCAUCAAUUUGAGCAGUGGUAAUUAUAGUUCUCACUUUAAUUGA
Australozyma saopauloensis is the source of this 2868-nucleotide messenger RNA. RefSeq lists its product as uncharacterized. The transcript has a single exon. The coding region runs from base 1 to 2868 and encodes 955 amino acids. The record is from RefSeq and is a predicted model, not a curated record. Lineage: Eukaryota; Fungi; Ascomycota; Pichiomycetes; Serinales; Metschnikowiaceae.